GCUACAACCGCCCGCCCAAUAGAGAGGUAAGGACACGGAUCAGGGGAUCACCUGCGCACGUCAGGCGCCUACACCCAACAUAACCUCUUAAUUACCUAGGUACCUAAUACCUAUGUAGGUACCACCAGUCGUGUCGAUAGACGUAACAGAAUCGAGACCUCUCGUCAAGUUGCGUCAUGGCCCCUGCCAACGCCAUCGAUAAGGACCUGUCGCCUGAAGCUUGACGCGGUGGCCCAUGAAGAUGCAACUAACCGAGCUAUAUGUAUCUACCCAUCUGCCCGUCCGCCACGCGCCCCGCCGAUAACUUCGCCAACAACCGUACAUCAUCGAACCGGAAAUAGGGGGCGAUACUGACAACCACGACACCAAGCGAUCGACUACACACCGCGAAUUCGCCCUCGGGAGUUGCGCGGCGCACCCGGCCCUACCAGAUUCCGCGGCGGAAGUGCUAAGGAGGCGGGGGGAGAAGAAGAAGAAGCAGCGUCUCGGGUUUCCACGUCGUUCGAUCCGAGACCGCAGCGGACGAACGAUGCGCGCUUUGCGUCUCGGCACCACCACCGCCAGUUCUACCUCUACCUCCGCCCACACCACCCCAUCAUCUCACGCGAGCCCGACACGGCCGCCAUGGGCAACACGUCGAGCCGAGUGACGGCGCAGGACAAGGCCAUCCUCGACCUGAAGCUGCAGCGCGACAAGCUGCACCAGUACCAGCGGCGGAUCUCGGUGCUGACGGAGCGCGAGACGGCGGCGGCGCGGCAGCUGCUCGCGGCGGGCGACCGGCGCCGCGCCCUGCUCGCCCUGCGCCGCAAGAAGUACCAGGAGUCGCUGCUGGCCAAGACGGACGACCAGCUCGCCCAGCUCGAGCAGCUCACCCGCUCCGUCGAGUUCGCCCUCAUCCAGAAGGACGUCCUCUUCGGCCUCCGCCAGGGCACCCGCGUCCUCCGCGAGAUCCACGCCGAGAUGGGCGGCCUCGACCACGUCGAGAAGCUCAUGGGCGAGACCGCCGACGCCAUCGCCUACCAGAAGGAGGUCAGCGAGAUGCUCGGCGGCCGCAUGACGAACCAGGACGAGGACGAGGUCGAGGACGAGCUCGCCGCGCUCGAGCAGGAGGUUAACGGCCCCGCUGCCGCCGCCGCCGCCGACGCCCUGCCCAGCGUGCCCGACACCAAGCUCCCCGAGCCGCGGGCUGCGGAGCAGCAGCGGCAGCGCCAGGAGCCGGAACCAGAGAGGACGGCCGUGCUCGCGUCGUGAGAGGACAGAAAAGGAAACCACGCCCACUGGUAUGGCAUCGUAGACGAUGCUUUCGCACGGCCGCGGAAUGCGUGCAGGAGGCCCCGCGCCGAGGCCCGGGCCCAGGAGGCGAGAGGCGGGGAGCGCGAGAGAACGGGAUGACGGGUGAGGCCGAGGUAACAGUUGAGAGACGACAGAGCAGGACGAACGACUGACGGGACCCACCGCGAGCAACCAUCCCGCGCCAUCGAAUCCGUCGGUCGUCGCGAGAGUAUCCGCCUACCCGCCGACGUACACACCUACCCAGCCGGGUCGGUUCUACCAGUACGCGUGCCCGCGAGCGGAGCCUUCGGGAAUCCCAGAGCGGGCGGCUGAGAGGGCAGAGAGGCACACGGGGUGGGGAGGAGGCCCGGGGGAGACCACAUGCACCAGGGCGCGGCCCGGACCGUAGCAGCCAGUAGUACGUACGCAUGCGCGCGUAUUCGCGAGAGAUGCCAGAGCCAUCUUGGGGUGGGGAGGGUGUGCGGCGA
This is a messenger RNA of Durotheca rogersii, 1760 nucleotides long. Its product is annotated as charged multivesicular body protein 6. Gene Ontology annotation, cellular component: ESCRT III complex; multivesicular body. Gene Ontology annotation, biological process: late endosome to vacuole transport via multivesicular body sorting pathway; vesicle budding from membrane. Bases 625 to 1251 code for a protein of 208 amino acids. The record is from RefSeq and is a predicted model, not a curated record. Lineage: Eukaryota; Fungi; Ascomycota; Sordariomycetes; Xylariales; Xylariaceae. The transcript is spliced from 3 exons.